CAACGCAUUCCGAAAUCAAGGAGAACUGUCAAAUUGAACGCAUUUGCCUUGAAAAAGAUAAUGGCAGGAAGCCGACUGGAGAAAAUAGGUUCCAUAUUCACGAGGAUGAGAGGUCUUUUAACAUCUGGUGCUGUGAAGGAAAUCGACAAGCCAUUAUGGUAUGAUAUUUACGAAGCGUUUCCACCUAGGCAAAGCCCUGAGUACAGCCGUCCUGAACCCACUGACCAUGUGCGUAAUAUUCUGUACGCUGAGGAUAUAAUCAGGGCACAAUUUUACAAGAUUUAUGGAAAUCCUGAUGUAGUUGAUCUACAAAAUGAGAAAGUCAAGACUACCUGUCAAAAAUUCGUUGAGAAGUACUUACAAUUGCUGGCUGCGGGUAAAGACAAGGCUGAGGUGUUCCAUUUGACUAGUGAGGCAUUGAAGGGGGAGGGCAUUCGUUUAAGAACUGUGGAAGAAAUACGAAAGGAACAAGAGAAGUUGAGGCCACCUGUAAACAAAGAGAGUGAGACAGUCCAGCCGAUUUCAGCCAAGGAUGUGUUUGGGAGGAUCGCAGAAAAAGAUAGGUCUGGGGAAGAGGUGGUGGAUCAUGGCAGCGAAGAGUACAGGUAGUCCCUGCCCAAAUGGUGUGAAAUAAUGACUGUCACUGUGGAAUAGGGACACAAAGUGCUUGUGCAUGGAACACCUGGGCCGAGUUCAAAAGUGCAUUAGCAGUUAAGCUCAUUAACUAGCCUGGGCUAAAGUCAUAUUAGUAUUGUAAUAGGUUGAGACAGGUAUUAAGAUUUAAACUGGGCUUAAUACACUUUUGAACACCUGACACAAGGAAAAAAAUUUUGCAGUGUGAUGACUCUGGAAGCAGGACAUAAAGUGUGCAAAGUUGAUGACUCUGGA
Molecule: messenger RNA, 888 nt
Organism: Liolophura sinensis
Lineage: Eukaryota; Metazoa; Mollusca; Polyplacophora; Chitonida; Chitonidae
Product: small ribosomal subunit protein mS23-like
Exons: 5
Coding region: 61-609 (182 amino acids)
Biological process (GO): translation
Cellular component (GO): mitochondrion; ribosome
Molecular function (GO): structural constituent of ribosome
Source: RefSeq, a predicted model, not a curated record